Molecule: messenger RNA, 1072 nt
Organism: Moneuplotes crassus
Lineage: Eukaryota; Ciliophora; Spirotrichea; Euplotida; Euplotidae
Source: the annotation of a GenBank genome assembly
AUUGACUAUAAAAUCUCACUGAAAAUGAAGCCGGCCAGAACUUUACGUAAAAGAGACAAAAAGAAAAGUAUGAAAGAAGUAGAAUCAGAAGAGGAAUUUGAAUACCAAGAUACACCUCCCAAGGAGAAAGACAGGGCUCCACAGAAAGAGGAACAGAAGGAGGGACAGAAAGAAGCUCUGAAGGAGACCCAAGAGCUAGAAAUCCCCGUUAAACCUUGUAACCAACACGAGGUAGAUAUCACCUUUCUGGAAGCAACAGUGGUUGAUCUGCAGGAGGAAAACCAAACCCUUAAAUACUACAUUAAGGAUCUGGAAAAUAGGCUCAAAAAUGAAGGCCAAGAUCCUGAAAAUUGGAAGCAGUAUUAUUCAGCCAAAGAUUUGUUGUAUGAUGCUAAAUCUCUAAGUAGUGAAAGUUUCAAGUGUCUUGAAGGCAUUAUUAAAGCUCUUCGAAAAGGCUUACUUAAAAAUAUCAAAAUCUCUCACUCAGAAAGUAUACCAGACUCGAUUCAACAAGCUUCUAGGUGCAUAACUUCAGUGAAUGAAGGAGUAAGCUCAGUGAAAAGAAGAAGGCUCUCUUGUUCAGAUUUUCGGAAGAGAAUGCCUGAUAGGGCUUCAUCUGAUGAAGAGAUGAGACAGAAUAAUUUUGAAAACGAAGACCCUUUCUCCUUCGAUUACGAGAAAUACAAAGAUAACUCUCCAGUGCCAGUCUGAAGCUACAUGGAAGCAUCUUUUGGCAAUCUCUGAAACAAUUUUGAUCAAGAUUUUCAAAAGUUGCUUCGCUAUCUAGAAUGUGCUCAGACAGCGAAGGUAAACUCUUUCUCGACUUUUUCGCUAAAUCAAGACUUAAUCUACCAACAAGUUUAUAAUAUGAUUGUAUUUCUGAGUAAACACCGUGAGCUGAUCAGCCAGAUCAAUUUGUUAAAAGACCAGAGUGUUGAAUUCCUGAACUUCUAAGAAAAUGGUCUAUCAGAUUUUAGUCAUUAACUACUGAAGUCAACAGUUUCUAAACUAAGACAGAUUUAGGAUUUUGCGGAGUAAAAUCUGUAGCCUAAAAUAAGACACUUCAAUAUGC